Molecule: messenger RNA, 3408 nt
Organism: Loxodonta africana (African savanna elephant)
Lineage: Eukaryota; Metazoa; Chordata; Mammalia; Proboscidea; Elephantidae
Gene: DBR1
Product: debranching RNA lariats 1
Exons: 8
Coding region: 158-1786 (542 amino acids)
Biological process (GO): mRNA splicing, via spliceosome
Cellular component (GO): nucleus
Molecular function (GO): RNA lariat debranching enzyme activity
Source: RefSeq, a predicted model, not a curated record
AAGCGGAAGUCAGUUAAAUUGCAGGAGUCCGAACGUGGCGACGGAUCAGUUGCUGGCGGCGGGAUCUGUGCAACUUGUGUGGCGUCUCUUCGCUUAGAGCCUGGCCUGGCUCUGUCUACGGCGUCGCCGGUGGCACUUCCCACUUCGGGCCGGUAGGAUGCGGGUGGCUGUGGCCGGGUGCUGCCACGGUGAGCUGGACAAGAUCUAUGAGACGCUGGCGCUGGCGGAGCGGCGCGGCCCGGGGCCGGUGGACCUGCUCCUGUGCUGCGGCGACUUCCAGGCAGUGCGCAACGAGGCCGACCUGCGCUGCAUGGCAGUGCCGCCCAAGUAUCGCCACAUGCAGACCUUCUACAGGUAUUAUUCUGGAGAGAAAAAGGCACCAGUACUCACCAUCUUCAUUGGGGGAAACCAUGAAGCGUCAAAUCAUUUGCAGGAGUUACCGUACGGUGGCUGGGUGGCACCAAACAUUUAUUAUUUAGGUUUGGCUGGUGUGAUAAAAUACCGAGGUGUAAGAAUUGGUGGGAUCUCUGGUAUAUUUAAAUCUCAUGACUAUCGAAAAGGUCAUUUUGAGUGCCCGCCUUAUAAUUCAUCCACAAUAAGAAGUAUAUAUCAUGUAAGAAAUAUUGAAGUUUAUAAAUUAAAACAGCUGAAGCAGCCUAUGGAUGUAUUCUUAUCUCAUGAUUGGCCGAGAAGUAUAUAUCAUUACGGAAAUAAGAAGCAACUUCUUAAGACGAAGUCUUUUUUCCGACAAGAAGUGGAAAAUAACACAUUAGGAAGUCCUGCUGCCUCAGAGCUGUUAGAGCACCUAAAACCUACUUACUGGUUUUCUGCACACCUUCAUGUGAAGUUUGCAGCCUUGAUGCAGCACCAGGCUAAGGAUAAAGGACAGCCAGCCAGAGCAACCAGAUUUUUAGCCUUGGACAAAUGUUUACCACAUAGAGACUUUCUUCAGGUAAUAGAAAUAGAACAUGAUCCCAGUGCUCCUGAUUACCUAGAGUAUGAUAUUGAAUGGCUUACCAUUCUCAGGGCUACUAAUGAUCUUAUUAAUGUGACUGGGCACCUUUGGAAUAUGCCUGAAAAUAAUGGCCUGCAUACAAGGUGGGAUUAUAGUGCAACAGAAGAAGCUAUGAAAGAAGUAUUGGAAAAAUUGAAUCAUGACCUCAAAGUUCCAUGUAACUUUAGUGUAACAGCUGCUUGCCAUGACCCUAGCAAGCCACAGAAUCAAGUGCAGCUGGUUCAUAGGAUCAGUCCUCAGACUACUGAAUUUUGUGCUCAACUUGGCAUCACAGACAUUAAUGUCAGACUUCAGAAGGCCAAGGAAGAACCUCACUUGUGUAAUGAAUAUGAAGAGCAGGAUGACAUGGAGAGUAAUGACUCAGGAGAACCUAGUGAAUACAACACAGACACCUCUGCCCUGUCCUCUGUUAAUCCAGAUGAAAUAGUGUUAAGUGAAGAAGAGGAAGAUAUAGACAGCAUUGUAAGUGCACACAGUGACAUGAAUACAUCAUCUGUAGGACCUUCUGAUCAAGCAUCUGACUUUUCUGCAAGCUUCUCUGAUGUCAGGAUCUUGCCAGGCUCCAUGAUUGUAUCUCCUGAUGAUACAUUGGGCUCCCCAAUUGCUACAGAGGGGAAACCUGGUGAGACUGUGGAGUCGGGGGAUGGAAAGGACUUAAUGGAUGUGUCAUUGAAGAGGCUGAGUGAUGAACAUGAACCUGAACAAAGAAAGAAAAUUAAGAGGAGGAAUCAAGCCAUCUAUACUGCAGUAGAUGAUGAUGAUGUAGCAUAAGACAGUUUACUUAACAUUAAAUGUAGAUACUUGAUUCUCAAGAUCAUAUUUUUUUAGAGUUGAAUAUUUGACUCAAGAUUUAAUUUUGUAAUGAAGCUACCAUUGGAUAAUUUUGAUGCGGUAUUGAUUUUGUCUUUAGGCCUUAUAUGUUUCAGAUACAAACAUAUUAAAAUUUCAUAUAUUUACUUAAUUGAGUACUUUUUUCCCAAGGCAUGUAUUAUUCACGUUUAUUUUUUCAGCAAACACCUAUUGAGCACCUAUUUUGUGCUAGGCACUUUUCUAUAAGAUGAGAAUAUAAAGAUAAGUCAGAGCGUUUUUGGCUUCAAUGUAAAUAUUUUGGUGUAUAAAAUGUGUAUUUCUAUUUUGUUAUACCAAGUCAUAAUGUGUAUACAACUAUGUAUGCUUUCUUUUCAUUUAUUAUAUUUUCCCUGGUCACCUCUUAAUGUCUGUCAAAUAUAAAUUGAAAUUGAAGAUGGAACAUGAGAUUUCAGAAAAUAAGUUACUUAUGAAUUCCAAACAUUGGUAAGCAUAAAAUCUUAUGCAUAAGUGCUGAGAUUAAUGUAAUCCUAUAAUGUUUCUAUACUAUAUUUUAGCUUCAGCUGUCAUUUUAAUGUAACUAUAACCCUGGUCACUAUGAGUUGGAAUUGACUCGAUGGCAAAGGGUUUGUAGCCCUGGUGGCAUAGUGGUCAAGAGCUAUGGCAGCUAUCCAAAAGCUUGGCAGUUUGAGUCCACCCACCAGGGCAGUUCUACUCUGUGCUAUAGGGUCACUAUGAGUCGGAAUCAACUGAACAGCAAUGCGGUAUAAUACUUUGUGCAGGUCGUUUUGGCAAUUAGUAUUAAUUCCUGGCAGGGAUUGGUUUUUAGGGAUUGAGUUUCACAAAUGCUGCCAUGCAUGCUGCUUGGUGAGUCUCUAGUGUUAAAGUAUUUUUAAAGAUCCGUGUGGAAGAACUUCACCCUUGUCCUGCCUCUGGUUAAAAUGCCCUAUACUUUGGAGCGGGAGUCAUGGAAUGCAGAGAUUGUUCAGGGACCUCAUAAUGUCACUGCAGUCCAACCCAGAAGCCAAUCUACGUUCCUGUAGCAACUGGCUGUUAUCUUGUCAGUGUUGACUUGAAAAAGACAUAGGACUUUGGGGCUUUUAUCUUUAUUUCCUUCUGUUUUUUUGUUUACUUUCUUUUAUGAAUAGAAUAUUUAAUUCACGUAUUUUGAGUCUCAUUAUUGUUAUUAACAGAAAGCAUUUAAAGCUAUGAAUUUUUCCCUAAUCACUGAUCUAACUGUACUCCAUAAGUUUUGAUACUUUUUCCAGAAAUUUUUAAUAAAGAUAAAAGUAAAAAGUAAUUAGAAGUAAAACAAAUAUUAGAGUUAAUUAAAUAAACCCAAAAAUCAAACCCGUUGCCUUCAAGUCAAUUCCGACUCAGCAACCCUAGAGUUAAUAGUGGUUCUCAAAACACAGUCCACUAGCUUACCGAAUCAAAAAAGAAAGUAAGCACAAGGACAAAAAUAAAUAAAAGGGAGAAAUAACCACUGAAACAGGAUAGUCAAACUAAUAAACAAGAUUACUCUGCAUAACUUGGUACAAAUAAAUUUGAAGCUUAAACAGAUAAUUAAUCCCCCCCCCCCGCCA